Spodoptera littoralis (African cotton leafworm) is the source of this 1170-nucleotide messenger RNA. The record is from the annotation of a GenBank genome assembly. Lineage: Eukaryota; Metazoa; Arthropoda; Insecta; Lepidoptera; Noctuidae.
AUGGAGAAUUCCUACGGUGUGGGAGUUGUGAACAGAUACGCUCUUUUCUUGGACGAUGAGUCCGAUCCUCUUGAUGCGUUAAAAGCGCGAGAGCAGGCGAAGGAGCUCAAAAAGAAAACCAAAGAAGCCGAAAAAGAGAACAAGGGCAAACCUGAAAUCAAACCUAAAGGUGGCGCUCCCGCUUCCAGGAAAGGUAUCAAGGAAACCCAGAAUGUAAAGUCUCAAGAAAAUAGGAGUGGUGAGCAACAGAAGGCCAAGGGUCCUGCCAGGCCUAAUGAACGCAACACUGAGCGUCCUCCUCCGCGUCGCCGCGAGGAUCGGCCGCAGAACGGUGCCGUCGAGAACAAGGAUGGAGCUCCGCGACCACCUCGGCGUGAGUUUGGUGAUCGUAGGCCCAACUAUGAGCGACGUAACUUCAGCGACAAUCCUGAUGGAGCCGAACGCCGCGGGCCUAGACCGCCUCGUGAGCCUCGUGAAGCUCGUGACGGACCGCGCGGGCCGCGUCCGUACGACAAUAGAGGAAAGCGUGAGUUUGACAGGAGAUCCGGCUCUGACAAGACCGGCGUGAAGCCAGUAGACAAGCGCGAGGGCGCCGGCCCUCACAAUUGGGGUACAAUCAAGGACGACAUAGACGAACUCAACAAAACCGGUUCUGAAGGAGAGGUUGUUGAGGAGAAGGCGGCUGACGCAGCUGGCGCUGGUGAUGGACAGCAACCCGAGGCCGAGCGCGCUGCUGCUCCUACAGAGGAAGAGCCCCGCGAACUCACACUUGACGAGUACAAAGCACUCCGAAAUGCCCAACGCACGCAGCCGCAAUAUAACCUGCGUAAGGCCGGGGAAGGCGAAGACCUCAGCCAGUGGAAGAACUUGGUGAUGCUCGAGAAGAAGAAAGAAGGCGAAAGAGGUGAGGAUGAUGAUAGCGAUGACGAAUAUGAUAUGGCCGAUUAUCCGCAGCGCGUGGGUCGUCAGAAGCGUGUGCUCGGCAUUGAGUUCACGUUCAACGACACAGCGCGGCGCGGCGGCACUGGAGGUCGUGGUCGUGGGCGCGGGCGCGGUAGAGGCCGAGGCCCGCCACGCGAGCCCGAGCCGAUGGAGGAGCGCCCGCCAUUGCGCGCGCAGGUCGCACCACCUAAAGUUGAUGACAGCAAGGAUUUUCCCUCUCUUGGCUAG